GGUGGCGUGAAUACAGCAUUAUUCCCACAUCCACCAACACUCAUUUGCUCCCUUCUUUUUAGUAAAAGGACAUUUUUCAUAAACCAAAUACAUCCUGAUAUUCUUAUCAUUGCUGAUGCCUUUUCAAUCUAUAUAGCCUGAUAAACUUUAAUGCAAAUUCACCAAAUGUUCCUAAUUUUUCACUCACAGAGCCUGAUGUCAUAAUGAACCUCACAGCUUAUGAUAUUACAACAUCCUCUGUUUCACUAAACUGGACUAAACCAAACGGUCAAAGCUCCCAUUACCGUGUAGAAUAUGAAGACAAGAAUGUGACUACUGAGAACACUUCUAUCAAAAUAAAUGAUCUAAUUUCUGGAGCACAGUACACAUUCAAAGUGUUUGCAGUUUCAGCUGAUCAUGUGACUGAGGGGAGAUCCAAUCAGAUUUCACUGUACACCAAGCCAAAUGUGAUUAGGAAUCUCAUAGUGUCUGAAGUCACAACAUUAUCUGUGUUUCUGUCAUGGAAUGAACCGAUUGGAAAUAGAUCUUUCUUUAAAGUUAAAUGGACUGAGAAAACAAAGGAAACUAGUAACACUUCCCAUAACAUCACUGAUCUGAUUCCUGGAGUCAAUUACACAUUCUACAUCACUGCUGUGGCAGCAGAUAAUUCAACAGAAGGUGGCGCUAUCUGCAUCUCACAAUAUACAAAGCUUGGUGUCAUAAUGAACCUCACAGCUGAUGAUAUUACAACAUCCUCUGUUUUACUAAACUGGACUAAACCAAACGGUCAAAGCUCCCAUUACCGUGUAGAAUAUGAAGACAAGAAUGUGACUACUGAGAACACUUCUAUCCAAAUAAAUGAUCUAAUUUCUGGAGCACAGUACACAUUCAAAGUGUUUGCAGUUUCUGCUGAUCAUGUGACCGAGGGCAGAUCCAAUCAGAUUUCACUGUACACCAAGCCAAAUGUAAUUAGGAAUCUCAUAGUGUCUGAAGUCACAACAUUAUCUGUGUCUCUGUCAUGGAAUGAAUCGAUUGGAAAUAGAUCUUUUUUUAAAGUUAAAUGGACUGACAACACAAAUGAAAAAACAAAGGAAACUAGUAACACUUCCUAUAACAUCACUGAUCUGACUGCUGGAGUCAAUUACACAUUCUGCAUCACUGCUGUGGCAGCAGAUCAUUCAACAGAAGGCGACGCUCUCUGCAUCUCACAAUAUACAAGUAUGUAAAAUUAUAAAAUAUCUGUUGUAGGGGUGUUCCUG
Megalobrama amblycephala (Wuchang bream) is the source of this 1238-nucleotide messenger RNA. Its product is annotated as receptor-type tyrosine-protein phosphatase eta. Lineage: Eukaryota; Metazoa; Chordata; Actinopteri; Cypriniformes; Xenocyprididae. The transcript is spliced from 4 exons. The record is from RefSeq and is a predicted model, not a curated record. The coding region runs from base 204 to 1205 and encodes 333 amino acids. Gene Ontology annotation, molecular function: protein binding.